AUGGCAAACAGGAGGCGUAGAAACACUGCCGGAGCUGAUGAGAUUGCUAACGCAAUCCACAGGAUGGUGGAUGCUAUGCAGCCCGUGGCAGCGCCCCCGCGGGCUAUGAUCCCACCUGUCAGACCAGUGACCAUGGAGGACUUCAUGCGUCACAAACCGACUAAAUUCACUAGGAAAGCCACCCCGGAUGAGGCGGAUGCGUGGCUCCGAGAGUUCGAGAAGAUAUUCAGGGUGAUAGAGUGCACAGAGGCGCAUAAGCUAAAUUUUGCCACCUUCCUAUUAGUAACUGAAGCUGAGUAUUGGUGGAUGAGUAUGCAGCAACAAAUGAUAAAUAGAGCUGAAGAUGUGACUUGGGCCAACUUCAGGACGAGGUUCCUGGAGAAAUAUUUUCUUGACAGCGCUAAACAUGAGCGCGAGGCAGAGUUUCUCACCCUGCAGCAGGGAAGCUUGUCUACAGUGACAGAGGAGUGGCGCUGUAGAAAGUUUGAGGGCGGCCUCAAGCAUGAACUGAGGCGUUUCAUCGUGCCACUGAGGGUGCGAGAGUUUCCCAUCUUGGUGGAGCAAGCCAAGAGUGUGGAGCAGCUGGAGAAGGGACCCAGCCUGGUUAACCGUACCCAGAGGAACAAUGCUGAAGGCAGAGUCCAGAAGAAGCCCUACAGUAGACCAGCCACGUCUUCAUGGAAACCGAGGUGCUAUAACUGCGGGGGUGAACAUCUGCAGCGAAAUUGUACUAGACCCACCCGCAGCGGAGGCAGUGGCAUAGGCACUCGUAAGUGCUAUGCCUGUGAUCAGCCAGGACACUUUGCCGAUAGAUGUCCUAAUAGGAAGACUGCACCAGCAUCACGACCUCAGCCAUCCUCUUCCGACAGGCCGAGAGCCGCAGGCCGGGUUUUUGCCAUGACUAGCACAGAGGCCACCCGGUCAGGUAACCUGAUUCUGGACCAUUGCUUACUUUAUGGUAACAGUGUGUUAGUGUUGUUUGAUUCAGGAGCUUCGCACUCCUUCAUAUCCCAUGAUUGUGUGAAGAAAUUGGGGUUGUCCACUCGUGAUCUUGGAUGCGAGUUGAUAGUCUCGACACCCGCAUCUGGACAGGUUUCAACAAACGUAGCCUGUGUUGGAUGCUUGAUGGAGGUGGAGGGCAGACGCUUCAAGGUGAAUCUAGUUUGUUUGCCCUUGGAGGGAUUGGAGGUCAUACUGGGAAUGGACUGGCUGUCUAUCAACCAUGUGGUGCUUGAUUGUGGACGGCGCAGAAUUGUGUUCCCAGAAACAGAAGGGAUAGAGUUGGUAACGUCUGGAGAGGCAGUGAAAGAGAUGAAGAGAGGGUCGACGUGUUUUGUGAUAGUGGCCCAAGAAAAGAAAAUGAGUACAGAAGAGCAGAUCAGUAAGAUACCGGUGGUGGACGAAUAUGCCGAUGUAUUUCCAGACGAGAUACCCGAGUUACCACCCAGCCGGGAUAUAGAUUUCUCAAUCGAUCUAGUCCCUGGAGCGGGUCCAGUGUCGGCAGCGCCAUAUAGAAUGGCACCGGCUGAAUUAGCAGAGUUGAAGAAUCAGAUAGAAGACCUGCUAGAGAAGAAAUUCAUCAGACCCAGCGCUUCACCGUGGGGAGCCCCGGUGUUAUUAGUGAAGAAGAAAGACGGUAGUUCUCGGCUGUGCGUCGAUUAUCGUCAGUUGAACAAGUUGACGAUAAAGAACAAGUACCCACUGCCUAGAAUUGAUGAUUUACUUGAUCAGCUCAGAGGGGCAGGAGUAUUCUCCAAGAUUGAUUUGAGACCAUAUCUAGACAAAUUUGUGGUAGUGUUUAUAGAUGAUAUUCUCAUCUACUCACGGACUAGAGAGGAGCAUGCUGAUCACCUGAGAAUUGUGCUGGAGGUGUUGAGGGAACAUCAGCUGUACGGUAAACUGUCCAAAUGUGAAUUUUGGUUGGACGAGGUGCAGUUUCUGGGGCACGUAAUUUCUUCACAUGGUAUAUCAGUGGACCCGAGUAAGAUUGAGACGGUGUUGAAAUGGGAGAGACCUCAAACUGUAACAGAAGUCAGAAGCUUCUUGGGAUUGGCUGGAUAUUACAGGAGAGAUGAAAAGGAGGUUGACUACUGCUCCGAUUCUGAUUAUUCCAGAUACCAGCAAGAUGUUUGA
Messenger RNA from Vigna unguiculata (cowpea), 2133 nucleotides. Lineage: Eukaryota; Viridiplantae; Streptophyta; Magnoliopsida; Fabales; Fabaceae. The record is from RefSeq and is a predicted model, not a curated record.